AUGCCUCCGCCCGUCAAUCUCCCAACUCCAGCUGCCGGCGACAUCUUCACCCACAGCGGGAGCUUGAAGGUUACCAACGCUGCAGCGAACAUCUUCGUUGUGUACAACUUCGAUGCAAAGAAGGCGAACCGAUGCCCUUCUAGUCUCACUGUAGACUUUGUCAUGGGAAACGUCUAUCUCAUCGACGCUUCGCUUUGCAGUUACUGGGAGACCAACCGUGUCUUUGGUAAUCUCGUCAAAGGACUCGGACUCCCUUUCGAAGGCUGGUUUGAAGGCGACAACUCUAUCGACACGGUAUACGAUGACAUCGUAUGUGCUAUCGAUGGACAACUGCCCACGUGCUGCUCAAUCGGCACCAUUGCUGGCAAUUUGAUCACCGUUGCCGACCUCACUACUCCUGGUGGGAACGAGCAAACCCAGCCUCCCAGUGUCACAACCAGCUACGUCUAUGGAUGCCGCCUCCUCGAAUCCCAUAUCUCAUACGGCGGUGGCCUUCACAGAGCACGCUCUGCCUGGGCCUCGAUGACAUUCGCUCCUGUAUGGCCAGCCAGCUUGCCCACAAACGGGAUAUCUCACCCCACCCAGAUGGGUACUUCCGGCACCGGCCAUACCCUUAAGACGAGCGUCAUGGAUUGCCAUGAUGCUCCGGAAUAUCGAAAAGCUGAACAGGAGGAAAAGAAAUUGGAACGCGGCGUGGAUAACUUGUUCUUGCAGACUAUCUCAGGCCAAACAAUCGCUACUGCAGAACAAGGAUUGCGGCAAGUACCAAGCUCGUACAUGCCGCAGACUUCCACCGGCCCAGAAAACCAGCUCGAUGGUAUCUCUGAUUCAAGCUGCGAACGCUUGAUAUGCGCAAAUUGCUGCAGAGGAGGCCACGAAGUCAAGGACUGCAUCGGACCGGUGGAUAUCGACGGCUUCAUUGCCGCCUGCCCCAUAUGCAACGUACGCGGCCAUACCUUUACCAGUUGUAGCAAACUGAACGUGUUCAAGAAGACGGCCAAGAGGAACCUGCAAUUCUUAUAUCUCGUCCAGUAUCGACAGAACAAGCCCCCUAUUCUAUCGACUACUUGCUGGAUAGCUGUUUGGGCCGCAAAAGACUGCCCCAGAAUUCAGCUGCCUCAUACGAAGGAGUUUGCCCGGAUGAUUGGCAAGGGGCUGAUUCCAAAUUACCCUGACUGGCGAACUUAUGACUACUCCGCAUCUUUGUCAUCACGAGACGCAGCCAAUGUCGCCUUGCUUCGGGAUCCAAGUACCGAGUAUGAAUACGGAAGACCAUCGAGUCUGUUCCCAGGGACCCAAGGCACUUCCAUAGGCCAGGGAUACAACGUGGUCAGAGCCAAGAUGCAAAGGUUGGGCAUCAAUCUUUUGCCGAAUGCCCCAAACCCGGCAGCGUUGCAGUCGAGGAGGAUGAAGAAGCAAGUCAAGCGAGAUCAAGUCAAGCGAGAUCGCACCAAAGCGGCACUGGUUCAAGGGGAUGGCAGCCGCUUUGCAACAGGGGCAAACUGCACCACUGUUCAGAGGUAUUUUCCAGCUUUGCCAGCAAAACCGGUCUCCACCAGCCCCACGAUCAUCAACAUCAAGGAAGAAGUCAUUGAUUAACGUUUGAAUCGUCGUCACUUGCGGUCGAUCACUUCGAUAUGUUAUCUCCUUAUUGUAUCAUAUUCUAGCUCACGGAGGGAACUUUUUUAUUGUGGGAAUGGGGAGGCGGUAAAUAGCGCGAGG
Molecule: messenger RNA, 1722 nt
Organism: Colletotrichum acutatum
Lineage: Eukaryota; Fungi; Ascomycota; Sordariomycetes; Glomerellales; Glomerellaceae
Exons: 1
Coding region: 1-1599 (532 amino acids)
Molecular function (GO): zinc ion binding; nucleic acid binding
Source: RefSeq, a predicted model, not a curated record